AUGUUGACUGGUGGAUUACCGUUUCGAGGGCGCCGGGGCGGCGGGCGACGACAGGGAAGCGGCCCCUCGUUGAUGUCGACGCCCUGGGCUGGGUCAGGAGGAGGCGGGCGUAAUGCGUCUACGGCAGAGUGGAUGAAUGGAAUGGUCACGGCAAUUUUGCAGAGAAACGGAGAGCUAUUCUCUGAUCUCAUUCGUGAGCAAGAAAGACUGAUACCGGAUAACGAGGUACGGAGUAUGCCAGAAGCGGUCGUGAGUGCAAUUCCUCAUGGAAAGCUAAGAGAGGCAGGCCUUUCGAAGGGAGGUGAAUCCCUCUACAAGAAGCUUCUUCAAGAAUUUCUGCGUCUGCGCCAGCUUCAAGCACGCCACCCAGUGCGAUGGAAUGAAGUCGUCAAGCAGUGUAUAGCACUGCUCGAUAUUUACAUUGAUGUUUAUGUCGAUCCGAGUUUAGACUCCUGUGGCUGGCUUGUCCCGGGACUUGCAGCGUUGUGCAGUAUCAUGAACAAAGCCGCCUACGCUGCUGAUAACGCUCAAGAUGAGACAGCAGAUUUUAUGGAUGAUGACGACGUCCCGGAAGAUGAGGAGACCCAGAAUAGAUACACGAAGGAAGUCCUUAAUGCCAUUCGGCCGAAAUUAGGCAAAGUCAGGGGUGAUGAAGAGCGCCAUGGCGCGUACAUUGUCCUGCUAGGACAGUCAAUCAAGCGAUGCCUGCAGCUUGGAAACAUGCAGAUGGCGGCCGGGUUUCUCAAGCUGUGCGACUCAAAGCAAAUCAACUUCUCGCGGGUUCCUCGUGGGCCAAUCGUUAACUUCCGGUAUUAUCUCGGCAAGCUUUACAUGCAACAAGAACAGUUUGAACAGGCAGAGGCAGAGCUUGUGUGGGCAUUCACUCAUUGCCCGGCAGCAAACAUCAACGUACGAAGGAAUAUUCUAGAAUGUUUAAUCCCCGUGCGAUUGCGCAUGGGAAAGGUACCGCAUUUAGAGCUACUGCGGGCGUACAGGAUGGAGCACUAUGUGCAGAUUAUUACAUCCAUGAAAACAGGAAACGUGUCAAGUUUCGACAAAACCAUGGAAACUCACGAACGAAUUUUAAUAAAUCAUGGUACCAUCCUGUGUGUUGAGAGGAUCAAGUUCAUCGUCUACAGGACGUUAAUGAAGCAUGUAAAAGAAUGGUGGUUAAAAAGUGGGCUUGCGUCGAAGCCGAACAUAGUGCCGAUUGCAGCUUUUUCAGCGGCGCUGAAAUGGCAGAGCGAUACCCUUUUCGAUGAUGAUGAAAUGGCGUGUAUCAGCGCGAACUUGAUUCGCAUGGGAUAUAUAAAGGGUUACAUCUCGUGGGAGCAUAUGGUGAUCGUCUUUAGUAAUCAGAACCCAUUCCCCAGUCUACGUACUAUGCGGCCAAGCUAG
This is a messenger RNA of Besnoitia besnoiti, 1398 nucleotides long. RefSeq names its product PCI domain-containing protein. The coding region runs from base 1 to 1398 and encodes 465 amino acids. Gene Ontology annotation, molecular function: double-stranded DNA binding; RNA binding. The transcript is spliced from 10 exons. The record is from RefSeq and is a predicted model, not a curated record. Lineage: Eukaryota; Apicomplexa; Conoidasida; Eucoccidiorida; Sarcocystidae. Gene Ontology annotation, cellular component: transcription export complex 2. Gene Ontology annotation, biological process: post-transcriptional tethering of RNA polymerase II gene DNA at nuclear periphery; poly(A)+ mRNA export from nucleus; transcription elongation by RNA polymerase II.